Molecule: messenger RNA, 5626 nt
Organism: Salvia splendens (bonfire salvia)
Lineage: Eukaryota; Viridiplantae; Streptophyta; Magnoliopsida; Lamiales; Lamiaceae
Product: serine-rich adhesin for platelets
Exons: 4
Coding region: 609-5327 (1572 amino acids)
Source: RefSeq, a predicted model, not a curated record
UCAAUUAAACAAUAAUUAAUCUUCUUAAUUACCGUGGAAUAUCACUUACAAUGAACCCUCAAACAACAGCUCCCUGAUUAUAUUUGAGAAUCAGCUAAUUCCUCAAUCCAAUUUUGACUUCAUCAUCAGAUUGACUCUUUCAUUGAUUGAUUUUAAAUUUUAAUACUAUAAAGCAAAAGGAUAUUUGAUUUGUUCUUUGAAGAGGUGAAGUUAGAAUUCAACUUAUUCAUUUUCCGCCAUUGUAUCCCUUUUGAAAAACACACACAGAGAGGUAAGCCAAUUGAAUAAGUGAAAGGGAAAGUAGACAGAAACAGAAAGGUUACAACUUUCCCUUUUUCUGCUUGUGGGCUCUCUUUUUCUCAAUGUGAUUUGAUGCCUUUGUGUACAGAGAGACAGACUCUUGAAUCACUAGUUGCUGGGAAAAAAAAUACUAGGAAAGAGAGUGAGUGCAAAGCAAAGAAAAGAAAAGAUUCAAGAUUUAGCUGGAUUGAUACUGUUGUUCAAGUUAGUAUUGAUUAACCACUUCAUAAUCGUCCUCGUUUUGGAUUUCCAGAUUCAGUUGGAUAUACACUUUCCUUUUCCUGUUUUUGAGUGAAGGUAGAAGAAAAAUGGGUGUUGAAUUGUUGGAGAUUGGAGUUAAUGUGAGGAAAGGUGCCAUCUUUACAAUCAGAUCGUGUUUUAGAACUGUUUGCAGUCAUCCAUUUCUUGUGGGCAUGCUGUGUUUCUUGAUAUUUCUGUACAGAUCAUCUCCUUUUACUUUUCACUUAUUGCUGUCUGCAUCUCCUAUCCUUGUAUGCACUGCUGUUUUGCUUGGAACCCUUUUAAGUUUUGGGCAACCAAAUAUACCUGAAAUCGAAGUCGAUGAGAAGCCUGCUGAGGCUUUGUGGAUUAAGAGUGGUGCUUUGGGUGAUGCUACUGUUGUUGAGGAAAAUGGGAGCCAUUUUGUUGGUGAGUUUAAUAGGUGGGGUGAAGCAGGAAAGUCGACUGAAGUUCGUAGAGAGGAGGAUUCGGAUGAUACUGCCCCGUUGAUUGAGGCAAGUGAUGUUGAGGAGAGGGGAGGCAAGAGAGAGUUGGGUGAGUUGAGGUACAAGAAGAAAGAUGAGUGGAUUGAAGAGAGGCUUUACAAUGGGGAUGCAACGGUAAAUGGUGAAGUUGUUGGAUCAGAUGAAGAGAACUCAGAAGCGGAUUCUUUUGAUUCCGAGAAGGUGAAUGUGGACUCUGUGGAUUCGCCUCCCCUCUCACCUUGGGCACGAGUCAAGGAGCCGGAGGAGAAAGAAGAGGACAAGGAGCAAGAUGAAGACGAGGAGGAUGGGUCAGAUUCUGAGUCUGAUUGUGCUGAGAGUUCCUCUCCGGAUGCAUCAAUGGCUGACAUAAUGCCAAUGCUUGAUGAGCUCCAUCCAUUGCUGGACGAGGAGGGCGGCCCUCAAAAUGCUCGUUUCUCCUGCAGUAACUCAGAUAUAGCAUCGGAUAAGUCGCUAAAAUCAAGUCAUCAGUCGGAUGAUGAGUCUGAAGAUCAUGAGCGCCUGGAAGCUGCUGAUGAUGAAAAUGAAGACGGAGAUGAUGACGAAGAAGACGACCAUGGAGACAAGGACGAGGAAACAAAAUCCACCAUUACAUGGACCGAGCAGGACCAGAAGAAUCUUAUGGACGUCGGAUGCUCCGAGAUUGAGAGAAACCAACGUUUGGAGAAUCUGAUUUUGAGGAGGAGAGCAAGGAAAAGCACAAGCUCGAGCUUCUUUGCAGAGAGGAACUUGAUAGACUUGGAGUGUACUGCUCUCCCUUUCAACAUUGCUCCCAUUUUGACAAGACGACAAAAUCCGUUCGAUCUCCCUCAGGAUUCUUGUGAUGAUUCAGGACUGCCUCCCAUUCCUGGUUCAGCUCCUUCUGUUUUGUUACAGAGAAGUAACCCUUUCGAUAUUCCUUAUGACUCAAGCGAGGAGAAGCCUGACCUUAACGGAGAUGUGUUUCAAGAGGAGUUCACAUCCCAACUCAGAGAGCCAUUUUUCCGGAGACACGAGAGCUUUAGUGUCAGACCUUCAUUGUUCGCACCUAAGAGGCAAGACAUCAAGAUGAGGCCUUACUUUGUUCCAGAGAGAACCAUCUCAGAAGAAUCGAGCAGUUAUCUGUUUCAGAGACAGUCGAGUGGACUAAGUGACUCGAAGGCGAGCUCCAUUCCUGAAACUGAAUCAAUUACUUCAGUUGAGGAUAUGGAGGACAAGAAGCUACCUGAAACAGACUGUCUGCCAGAAAGAGAGGUUGUUGAACAAUCAAGAGACAUCGUUGAGGAGGGUCCUCCUUGCAGUCCAAAGCUGAUUACCCUACAGGAGGUAGACUCCGAAGAAAUUGUCUUCAAAAUGGAGAGUGUUUCCGAGCAUAUUGGACAUGGAAGUCAAUCUUCGGAAGAUGAUUGUCUAGAGUUUGACCACAUCGAGAAGAGAGAUGAUCAAGUCGGCGAAUCUCAUUUGGUGGAUGUUACAGAAUGCUUCGAGCUAGGAAGGGCAUCCCAAUACGCGGAAGGUCAGGGUUUUGGACAUGGUUCGACCUUGGAAGCUGUUGAGUCAAGAUACAGUAGACAUUCGAGCUCCUCGUCACUUUCAGAAGUGAAUGAGAGGGUCUUCAUUGAUAAAGAAAGUGAAGGGCUAUCAAUGGUGGAGGGAAACAGAGAUGUCGAAGAACCAAGCGUGUCGAACCGAACUUCUGUAUUAAGUAAUGAUCCGAAUAUCACAAGUUCAUUGGCUAUCGAGCUAACACAACGGGUGCCUGUAUAUGAUUCUAGCCUCCAAGGACUCCGUGAGAGUUUAAUAUGCUCCUCUGUUUGUGAUGUGCUUCCGGCAGGGGUUGAAUCGGAAGGGAGUCAUUGGGAAAUUGAGACAAACACUGAGAUGUUACCUGAUUCUUCAGUGUCUCAAUCAGCAGCAGCUGAUUCCAGGGCAGUUGAUUUCUUUGAUAUAAAAGAUCAUGACAAUGUGAACACUGAUUUAAGUCUAAAUUCUGCAUCUACUUCCUCUGCUUCUGAUGCAAUGGACAAACAUAUAUUGGAUGAAGUCUCUGUCUCCUUUGAUGAUAAAAAUAUUGAUGGCAUAGUUGAAGUCAGUGAGACACAGCUUGAAGGUCUACCACGAACAGAAAGUUCAAAUUCUGUCGAUUCCGAUACUGAUAAUCAACAUGGAACUGAUGAAAAGUUAGUCUCUACGCUCUCAUCUGAAGGAAACACGUCUCUGUUUUACGAGAGUGUAAUACAAGAGCUAGAUUACAACUCUGUCAAUGUAGUGCAAGCAUCGAACACCCAAGUUGAGACAUCUUCGGAUUAUCAAAGUACACAUGAUGACUUGAACAUGCCCGAGGUCCAAGAGCUUGAUCACUACGUCAACUCUCCAUCAAAUCCUAAAUUUGUUUCUAUUCUGCAAAGUGCUAUGGAGACAAAUAGUUAUCGAUUUCAUUUGCAGACAGUGGUGGAAGAAGUUGAUGAGAUUAAGGAAAUUGAUGAAGGGCUUUUGUGUGAGUUAGAUAACGUUGGGGAUUUUAGUAUCGGACAGUUGGGAUCUGGCACGAGUGAGUUUGAAAAGCGUGUAGAAUCUGUUGGAGAAGGAAAUUUGUCUUCAACGCACUAUGAGGUGAACAGAACGGAACAUGUUCCACUUCCAGGGGAAUUGAGGGAGCAUAUUGAUUUGUAUGAACAGGAUGGAGAAUUUACUUCAGAGAUACAAGCAAGAAGAGCUGAAAAUAUCGAGGUCUCGAAGGUUGAUGAAAAUGACCCUGAUUCUCCUCAUCAGGAAAUAUCCGACGAUGACACACCGUGCAGAGAAAAUGAAUUCCUGCCCGCUAAUUCGUCUGUGAAUGACAGUCACGAAGAUGCUGUUUCCGGGAUACAAGAAAUAAAAGUGCAGUCUGUAGAAAAUGUCAGUGUUGUUGCCACCAAGCCGGAAAUUGCUGAGGUGCCCUGUCAAGGUGAACUUGAUACAGAUUCCACUUCUGGGAUGCCUGAAAUUGAAGCUAGUUCAGUCGAAAAUAUUGAUCUAACCUUGAAGCAAACCAGUUCAAAAAAUCGUGUUGUUUUGGAUCCACCCCGAGAUGAGAUUCAGAAUCAUGAAGAUAGUGUUUCUGCAAUACCUGUGUCUGAAGCGCUAUCUGUAGAUGAUGUUGAUGCUGCUCCUAAGCGAGCUGAAUCCAUGUCUAUGGAAACCAAGAUCAUGGUUGAAGCUGUUGAAGUAUCCAGCUAUGAGAUGACGGAAGCCAAAGCUAGUACAGUCGAAGAUAUUGAACUGGCAUUUAAGCAACUGAUUUCUGAGGAGCCUCGAGUCUUGGAGUCUGUUGAUGCAGAUACCCCUUCUCUGAUUUCUGAACUUGAAGCCUCUAAAAUAAAAGAUGAUUAUAUUGAGUCCUUGAAAAUCAGUUCAACGGAGAUCGAGAAGCAAGUUCUUGAAGCUGAACUUCACGACUGUGAAGAUAGACCUGAGCAGGAAGUCUUUUUGGCAGAAGACGUUCCCAAGCAUACUGAGUUGGCUUCUGUGGAAACUGAAGUCGUCGUGGAAAGUGUUGACACAUCCAGUCAAGAUCGAAUCCAUACAGAGGACGCUUGUGUAUUCACUGAAAUCGAAGCUAAUACAGUUGAAGAGAUGGAUCUGGCAUUUGAACAGAUCAUGUCCAAGGCGAUUGAGAUAGCGGUUGAUGUGAAGCCAGUAGAUUCGGAUUCUACUUCUGAGAUGCCUGAAAUUGAAGCUAGUUCAGUUGAAGCUAUUCAUCGCGCAUUCCAGCACACAGGUUCCAGCGAGAUCAAAGAUCAUGAUAUUGGGGAAACAAUAACUGAUAAAACAGCACCACACGGGGAUGCGAGUGAGCCAGUAUCCACUAAUCAGGCGUCACUUAUUGAAGUUGGACCAUGUGAUGAUGCUGAAGCAAAUGAUAAGCAAACAGCUGAUAGCAAAACGCCUGUAGUUGAUCCCGCUCUGCCACUUGUGGAAUCUAAAGAAAUGCAAGGAGCCUCUUCCGAACUGCAUGUUGCUGAAGACGUUCCUUUGGAGAGUAAGGCUCCGCCUACUCAUGUUUCAGAUGAUGAAACGAGUGUACAGCUGGAGCUGAAGUCCGAUGAUGAAUCAGUUGAAGUCAAGGCUGAUGAUAAUAAGAUAGGGCCCUGUGACGAGAAGUCUUCUAGCCUUAGCAGUGCCAUUGAGGGUGAAAAGCCAAACCACGGAGACAACAAAGCAGUUAAAGACUCGGAUUCUCCAUCUUCUGGUAAAGGAAAAGGUAAGCUCUCUAGAAGCUCCAGUUCCAGUUCCAGCUCCAGCUCUAGCUCUGACUCAAGCUCGAGUGCUUCCGAUAGAGAAUAAGAGGCUAGAUGGGGCAAAAGAAAGUAUUUCAGCUGUGUGUGCAAUUUUUCGUUGCUCGAUACCGUGGGGUUCUUGGUUCUGCUAGCAAGAUAAUUUCUUCAAGAAUGAGUUAUUUAUUUGAUUUCUUGAAAUUUUGAGGUUUUGUUUUUUGGCCUUUUCUUUCCCGAAUUUUAGUGUUUUUUGUGAGGGCAGUUUUGAGUUGAAAUGUUGUCUUGAACUAUCCUAUGGAUGUACUGUAAAUAUGUGCACACCUUAAUGAUUUGAUUAUUAUCAAAGGGCAGGGGUUCGUUUUGUGACAA